Molecule: messenger RNA, 2804 nt
Organism: Drosophila takahashii
Lineage: Eukaryota; Metazoa; Arthropoda; Insecta; Diptera; Drosophilidae
Cellular component (GO): membrane
Source: RefSeq, a predicted model, not a curated record
ACGUCCACGACGGAGCAACGCAGGCCAGGAGAAGUCGGAGGUCCCAUCCGCAUAAAUACAUCCAUAUGUCCAUCUGAGGCUUUUCUCGCCUGCAUUCUGUGAGAAAAGUGCAGCGUUUGACAUUCCCGGCUUAACACUUAAGGGUUAAACUAUUGAAAAGUGCCGUUAACUUACGCUAUUAGCCCGAAAUAUUGCACGCCCACGCGAAAAGUUCACAAAAGUGCGGAGAGCAACCACCAGCAGCUGCCACUGGGAUUUGCAGCAGUGUGUGUGUGCGCGAGUGUGGGAGUUGAAAAUCAAUAAGCCCGUCGACGUCGUCGUUUUGGCCAAAGCGCCCCAUUAACCGGCCAUAUGGCAGUCGCGUUCGUGCUGCAGUGCUAGAUAAUUUCCAUUUCCAUUUCCACUCGCCUUUGCCAAUUUCCACGCUCGGAACAAGUACAAGUACAAGAACAAGAACCAGAGGAAAUUUCGCAAGUACAAGUGCAAUUUGUGCCAAGUGCAAAAGAUGGCGGCUCGCCUGGAAAUCACCGUUAGCUUCGCACUCGCUGCAACGGUACUCUGCAGCAUAUUGGGUCAUUGCGAAAUGUCCGUUUACCCAGGACUGCGCCGCCGACCCAUUCAGGCGCCAGUGAUGGAUCCGCAGAGCGAGUUCCUGUCCGCCUACCAGAUGUACCAGCAGAACGCCCGUCGCCGCCUGCAACAGCAGUUCGACCAGCAGCUGCACGAGAUCAACCUGAAGAUGGACCGGCAGCGGCAACUCCUGGAGCGGGAGCGGUACCGCCAGCGGCAGCAGGAGCUCCAGGUGCAGCGCGAGGCGGAGGAGGAGGAGGGCGACUACGGGAACAAUCUCAACCAGCAGUACGACCAGUACGACAACGCGGAGGCGGAGGCAAGCUACGGCAGUCCCAUGGAGUCGGUGUCGGACGUCCAGAGUCCCCCGUUGUACCUCCCCCGCCUGCCCAAUCUGCCGCCGCUGCCCAGCCUGGCCAACUCCCCGAACCGGAACAGCGUGCUCCGCGAGCGGAUUCCCUUCGCCGUGGGUCCCAACGACGCGCGCUUCUUCGACAACCCCAACGAUCCGUCGGGCGAGCUGGACUCCCGGGCCCUGGAGGACUACGAGGAGUACGCUCCCAUUGAGCCCACCCCCAAGAUUGACACCCCCGUGCCGGCUCCCGUGCCCGUGGAGCCGCCCAAGCUGCUGGACGCCGCCAAUGCCAACUUCCACCGCAUCAACCCGCAGUCCGUGGCCGCCGCAGCAGUGGCGGGAGUGAAUCUUCCCCAGGCCAAGGACCAAACGCCCCACGAGCUCAACGCCCUGAUCAACAAGCUGCAGAAGCAGAGCAAGGCGCCAGCCCACCUGACCCUGAUCAAUGGCGGCGAUCCCGGCCAGGAGCAGAUCGUCCUGCGCCAGCACAUGGGCAUGAACAGCGAGAUGGGCGUGUACAUAGUGGCCCUGAUAGCAGGAGUCAGUGCAGCGGUGACCGUCGGUCUGCUGGCCCUCGGAGUGACUUGGUUCCACAAUCGGCACAAGGCAGCCGCGGAUGUGGAGUACCCCGCCUACGGGGUAACCGGACCCAACAAGGACGUCUCGCCCUCCGGCGACCGCAAGCUGGCCCAGAGCGCCCAGAUGUACCACUACCAGCACCAGAAGCAGCAGAUCAUCGCCAUGGAGAACCAGGCCACCGACGGCAGCUGCGGCAUGUCGGACGUGGAGAGCGACGACGACAACGAGGAGGGCGACUACACGGUGUACGAGUGUCCCGGCCUGGCGCCCACCGGCGAGAUGGAGGUCAAGAAUCCGCUCUUCCUGGACGAGACGCCGGCCACGCCGGCCAACAAUCUCUCGUCACAGCCCACUGGGGCGGCCCAGGCCUCCGCAGCCGCUGCGACCAACAACAACAUCACCCAGGCCACUCCCCAGCAGCCGGCCACCCAGAAGAAGGGAACGGUCAAGCCGAACAUGAAUCUCCUGAACGCCGCCGCCACCGCCGCAGCCGCUGCAGCCGCCUCGGCAGCCGAGGAGCCCAAGCAGAAGCGCAAGAGCAGGAAGUAAGGUGAUCGAUUCCCUCUUGGGGCAAUUGGUAAAGUUUGACUGAUCCAUUGUCAGCCAACAGACAACACAUCCUCUCACACAGAUUCAGCUGCAGAUCAGACUAGGUGUAGAGCUAUGUAUGAAUUCCUAACAGAUACUCCGGGGAAUUUAAUUCCAGGAGCCGAGCAAAUCACACACACGACACUCAGUCCACUGUCUCUAUUCUUCCCUAUAUGCAUAAGUCCUGUAAUGUAAUGUAAUCGCAUCGCUAUGCCGUAAGAAUAGCUCCCAGCACGCCUGAGCCACUGAACCGUAAGACCCCGUGAGUCCACCUACCCCCAUUCCCAUCCCCCAUCCCCUUCCACCCUCUUUCCACCCGCUGUCAGUUGCACAACGCUGCUCUGAUUCUAUUACGAUCCGGCAUGUGUAAUUCUGUUUUGCGUGGCAGCCGAGUUAUUGUAUAUCAAACUUUUUGGUCUCUGCGAUUUGUUUAAGGUCUGGAGAGGAGGGACAACCAACCGAGGCAAACUAACAUAUUAUAUUAUUAUAAAUAUAUGUAUACACACACAUACAUAUUUAUAUAUAGAUAUAUAUUCAUGUAAUUAUUGUAUUAUAUACACACGGAGGCGGACACCUUUUUACUUACCUGUCUGUGUGGUGUACUAUGUACUAUCUUUUCUUAUUUUUACUACGCUUUGUGAUCGAUCCUAAAUUAUCUGUGUCAAUUUAGAAAUACAAUUCUGGUAACCAACCUGUAUGCAUGCAAACAUAU